Molecule: messenger RNA, 833 nt
Organism: Saccostrea cuccullata (small rock oyster)
Lineage: Eukaryota; Metazoa; Mollusca; Bivalvia; Ostreida; Ostreidae
Exons: 5
Coding region: 47-775 (242 amino acids)
Source: RefSeq, a predicted model, not a curated record
AUUUCACUGAAGAACUGAAGGAGGAAUAGAAAAGCUUGUUUUCAAAAUGUUUCCUUUUCGAUUGCUCACUGUAGUUUUUACUGCAACACUAUAUUUUGACAUCUAUGAAGCAACCCAAAUCAAUUGUCCAACCAGAGUGUGCAUGGACAGUAAAAUUGAUAUUCAGAGAGAACUGAGCGAAAGAAUAAAUGUUACAUCUGGACCCGAUGGAGAUAUAGAAGGAGUUCGCUUCAAACCCGGGCUCUUCAGUUUUGAAUGCAGGUACAUCGACAUGUACAAGGCUUGUGUACCUACGGGGAUGAAUCCAUGUAUUCCCAUACAGUACCGAAAGAAAGCGAAGGAACUUCUUGAAGCUUAUGACAGCAUCACGUGUUCCAAAGCUGAUAGGCUGGACAAGUUGAUCGACUGUAUGAACAAUGGCGAUGUCCAGAAAAUGUUUUUUGGCGACCUGAAGUUGAAAGUUGUCUCCCUUAUGAAUAAAUUGAAAAGAAAUGACUCUAACGUAUGCAGUGAAAUGAAGUCAGUUAUUCGUGCCACUAUGACGAAGCUUUCGGGUUAUUGCGACCAUGAUGGUCUGCGAGCCCUUUUGCAGUACAUGAACGAGUUGGCAGACAAACUACAAGAUUAUUUGCAAUUAAUGGAGAAUGAUUCGGAAUACAUAUUUAUUUGCAAAGAUGAGUUUAAGGAAGUGACGUCAGCAGCCCAGAGUUCCCUCACCAGACGAGCUUCAGUCAUUGGGACCCCCAAGAUCGUUCGAUCUCUGCUUGGCCUGUAGUUCUGGCUCAUGUUUUCUGAUUCAUCAAUCAAGCAUGGAAUAAAAUAUAACAAAGCAU